Messenger RNA from Amoebophrya sp. A25, 189 nucleotides. NCBI's taxonomy places the organism in Eukaryota, Dinophyceae, Syndiniales, Amoebophryaceae. The record is from the annotation of a GenBank genome assembly.
GCCACGAGUUCACUAUGGUUCCGUCGACAUAAUCAACAUACUAGAAUCGAGUCCCAGUCCUUUGCGCUCUGGUGACGAGAUAACGAUCAGAUCCCCAGAUGAACUACACGAGGAAGGCUGUAGUAAGCCGGGAAACAGUCAUCAACAAACUAUCGAUGAACCACUUCUGGAUGAUCUUGAAGCAGCGCG